Molecule: messenger RNA, 584 nt
Organism: Pseudomassariella vexata
Lineage: Eukaryota; Fungi; Ascomycota; Sordariomycetes; Amphisphaeriales; Pseudomassariaceae
Exons: 1
Coding region: 187-381 (64 amino acids)
Source: RefSeq, a predicted model, not a curated record
ACUCGAACACCAUUCUCUAGUCCAGUGCAUCGUUAAAACCGACACUUGCGGCGGUUUGGGAAGUGGAACAUUUUCGUGGCCUGGCUACCUGGCCGUCGUCCCAAGUCCCCCAAGUUUCACAGAGAUGACGAGUUUUGACGAUAUGGUCCCUGCCAAAACCACGUGGGGACCAGGAGACGGUAAUAGAUGAAGCCGAAAUUUCAAACUGCCACAGAGGUUGGCGGCAAUUGGGUUUUUUGGGGCAUUUUUAUCUUUUGUUAUCUCAUCAUCCAUGCCCGUUGUUUCUGUGGAUUCGAUAAGCUUCUCUAUAUUCAAACCGAUUCUCUAACUAUCUCGCUCACGGUGGCGACAGCGGCACUUGGUGGAGCUAUCAUCGAAUAGAGUGAAAAUGAACCCCUUACAACAGGCAUGCGUUACACCAAGUAGUUGCUGCAGAAGUGUCGAGAGACAAGGCUUAACUAAGUAGCCUCUCAGCCAAUAGGGAGGCGAGAUCUUUUUGUAGAUCUCGUCCAUUGCCGCAAAGUGUGCCCGAUUCACAGGGGUUCUCAAUCAUAAUUGUUACGAUAUCGAAGAGGAACCCUACC